Messenger RNA from Rhinocladiella mackenziei CBS 650.93, 489 nucleotides. RefSeq lists its product as uncharacterized. The transcript is spliced from 2 exons. The coding region runs from base 1 to 489 and encodes 162 amino acids. The record is from RefSeq and is a predicted model, not a curated record. NCBI's taxonomy places the organism in Eukaryota, Fungi, Ascomycota, Eurotiomycetes, Chaetothyriales, Herpotrichiellaceae.
AUGUAUAUUGAACGGCUAAACAACUGCACGGCUACAUCUUGUAACGCGACCGACCAACAAGACACAUAUUCAGCCAUCGCCGAAAUUUGUGCCGUAUUCAGCAUUCCUAUCACCAUCGGUCCCGAGGCGACUGCUCUUACCUCCACAUCCAAUCCAUUGUUCAGCACUGUAGCCAUACCAUCCCAAUCGAGCCUACCUCCUGUGAUCACAACGAUCACGUCGGGCGCCACGAGCAUUACGAUGUCGGCAUCCGAGAAUGUACCGGUCUCGACGAGUCAUGCUAGCACGUCGACGGUUUCGAUGAAUUCUUCUGGAAGUUCGGGCGGUUCCUCAACGUCUGUGCAAAGCUCGACGAGUUCCUUUGCAGGCGCAACAGCGGCAUCGUCAACCCCGACCGACAAUGAAUCGAGUCAUUUCAGCUCCCCCUCGAGAAUGGCAUUAAUCUUGGGGGUGGGGUUGACAAGCAUCAUUCACUUGAUUUUGGUUUAA